Molecule: messenger RNA, 687 nt
Organism: Naegleria lovaniensis
Lineage: Eukaryota; Heterolobosea; Eutetramitea; Acrasida; Naegleriidae
Exons: 1
Coding region: 1-687 (228 amino acids)
Source: RefSeq, a predicted model, not a curated record
AUGGGAUUUGAAUUUCGUAGGUUCAAGGAAAUCUCGAAAGAAGAAUUUUCUCAAUACCAUCAAGAGAAUCAACGAGUCAUGGAAUCAAAGGAUGAUAUUUACUUUUUAAUCUUGCAUCAAUCCAAUCAAACCGAUCGAUCUAAUCAUCAUGAACUUUUCUGUAGCGUCGGAAUCAAGCUUGCUCAUUCCAACAGCUUUGAAAUUAAACUUCGGAUCAAGAGAAAGAAGUCUGGAAUUGAACAAUGGAAGAAGUUUCAUGGCACCUUGCAACAACCACUGAAUUUGCAACACUUGGAUCGCAAGACGUUACUGGAUGGCGUAGUCAAGCUUUUGAACGAUCAAACACAGUACCAAAGCUACUUUACCGAUGAUCCCAACAAGUACACCAUCCUUCCUGUGUAUGUAAAGAAAAUUAGAAAGACUUCAUAUUGCUAUGAGCAUGCUUUCUUUUCUUUGAGAUUUGACGAACCUCAAGGAAACAACUUGUCAGAUAAGGAAUGGUAUUUUGAAUCAGUGAAUAUUGAAGGCUAUAAGAAGAAGAAGCAAAUUCCUAAAGAUUUGCUGAAUAGACACUUCUCUGAGCAGCAGGAUUCUGAUGCAUCAGCUCAAAUUCUUACAAUGGGAUAUCCAGAAUUGAUUUACACAUGGUGGUAUCGAAAUAACUCGGUUGGAACGACUGAUGAAUGA